Molecule: messenger RNA, 744 nt
Organism: Triticum turgidum subsp. durum (durum wheat)
Lineage: Eukaryota; Viridiplantae; Streptophyta; Magnoliopsida; Poales; Poaceae
Source: the annotation of a GenBank genome assembly
AUGGCACUUGCUCCACGCUCGUCUCUGGCUCUGCGCUCCCUGCUGCUGCUCAUGUCGAACAGGAAGCCACAUCGGAGCUGUUUCUUCUCCUCCUCCUCCUCCUCUGCUGCCGCCGCCGCUCCUCCAGGAACAUGCACUCCGACUGCUCUUGCCGUUCAGCCUCCAGCCGAUCCAGUUCCGCUGUCAGGUUCGAGUCGUCACCUGUCGGUUGCCCCGGAAGAACGAGUUAUUCAUCCAUUUCCAUGUAGUAGCACACCUAAAAUCCCAAUCCACAAGCUUUCUCAUCCCACCCUCCAAGAUCCUAAGCACACUGAACUUGAACCCCUCACCGAAAAGCCUUCGACGUGCACCGCCCCAGAAAAUCUUACACGCCUACUUCCUGAGGAUUCAUGCAACACACUUCAGCCUCCGACCCACAAACCUUUGCCCAAGAAACAUCCUACUCAUAAACUUUCCCAUGAUCCUGGUCACGGAGUUGCUCUGGGCUCACGCAGACGCAGCUCUUCGCACGACCAACCUAGGAAUAGGAUGCAUAAACCUGCAGCCGACACGCCUUCAGCGCACACCCUGAAAGAUCCUGAACACCCGAAUCAAGAUGGUUCAUGUAGCACACUUCCACCUGUAACUUACAAGCCUUCGAAGAAAACACAUCCUAACCACAAAGUUUGUGAAGAUCCUGAUCAGCCUGGGCUGCGAAGCACUCCCAAGGACGAUCCACCACGCUCAAUUCCUGACCGAAGAUAG